Molecule: messenger RNA, 3406 nt
Organism: Amoebophrya sp. A25
Lineage: Eukaryota; Dinophyceae; Syndiniales; Amoebophryaceae
Source: the annotation of a GenBank genome assembly
GAGCACCUUGUGUCCGGUGGUCCGGGACUAAUGCACCAGUCUGCGGCUAGAGUCCCGCAGACUCAAGGGGCGGGAGCAGCUUUUCCGCCUUUGCCACACGCUGGUGCUGCUGGAGGGUCGGGACAAGGAGGAUCAGGCUCCUUUUAAGGGUCCGCUAGAUCGGGUUCACGUUGCCGCUCGUUUUGCCGCUCCUAAGGGAGAGGGGCAUAACAAGCGGGGGAAGCGAACACCAAAAACCUAUCUCUAACACUUGGCAGCAGCAGCAGCAGCAGCAGCAGCAGCAGCAGCUAUGCAGGCGUCGUUUGGGAAUGUUCCACCUGCCUCAGCCGGAGCAGGACCAAAUAUUCCUGUCCUAGGGGCAAACGCUGCGAACGCUUUGCAAGCCUCCGCCGCAGCGAGACUUGGAUUUCUUAUGAGGUUGGUUCUUUUGUCGACAGUUCUGAAAGUGAAUCAUCGCAAAAAUUUAGGUUGUCUCUAUUUGAAUUCACUACAUAUUACAUGUAGAAACAUGAAAAACAAAAACUAAAUUUUUCCUCGCACCUCUAAGCCUUCCCCGUCCACUCUUCCACCCACAAGUGCUCUGCCGACCGGUUUCUUACCGCUUCCGUUUUCGACUCCGCCUCUUCCUGGUGCUCGAUCUGUGCUUGGUUCUCUGUUCAGCUCUCUUGGCCAGAUGGGUGCUGAUCCUUAUGGCACACGCUUCCUAGGAUGCCCGCCACCAUGGAAUCCGAACCCUAACAUGAUGCAUCACGCUCCAGGGUCACUUCAACAGCAUUUGAGAGGAUACCACAAUAACCAUUCGACCGCAGGAUGGAAUGCAGCAAACAAUGGUGGAAAGGGGAAAAGUGUUGGGGCAAAUCAAUAUGGCGCAACUGGUGGGGCGAAUCAAUAUGGCGCAAAUGCUGGUGGGGCGAAUCAAUACGCGAACAACGGAGGUGCCAUGAACCAAUAUCAUAAUGGAGCUGGAAAGGGAGUUGGAGCUGGAGAGGGCUCUUUCUAUGGAAAAGGGAGACGACGACAUCCAAGAUUUAAUUUGAACGUGCCGGCGCCACCUGGUAGUUUGUAAUUUUUUCGUUGGUUCUUCGAUCGAUCUUGAAAAAGAAGAAUUGACUGUUGUUUACGCGUAGCAGCAAAGUAAAAGUUCUCACUUCCUCUCAGACCCUUGUUGUCCAUAGCAACUUAAUUUCCAUCCCCUCACAGCUGGCAAAGGCUACGACACUGCCUCGAAGAACUACAAGACGAAGGCCAAGACUGCUUCGAAUACGACUGAGAAAGAGAAAUCAACAGCUUCUACAACUGGUGAAGUAAAAGAAUCAACAUCUUCUUCUGUAUCUGUAUCAGUAUCUGGUUGUGUACAAGCCGCCGAACAAGUGACGGAGUCAGCCGCGGCUGUUGUUGAUGAGGUGCCUGCAACUGAUGUGCCAGAAAUAGUUGCGGAACAGCAACAGACUAGUACUACAGCAGAAGCCGGCGUCCCGGAAUUCGCUGCAGGUGACGAAGAAGCUAGUUAUAUCACAGCAGGAGAUAUUAAUGACCAAGCUGUUAUGGAUGAGGGAGUGGCGAAAGACGCGGAUGCAUAUGCUGCGGAGGAGUAGAUGCAGUUGAGUUGAUAUGAUGGUGAAAAAAAAACGAUAUCUGUUUGUGAACGUUAUACUAGACGGUAGGGGCGGUACUAGGACUAUGUAAAAGAUUUUUAAGGUGGUGAAAGAGACGCAAGUUCUUAGAGCUAGUAUGAAGAAGUCCUAGAUAAAGCAGCGCCAUCGCAGAUGGUGGUCGAGCCGCACGGGCGGGUAUAUUUUUAUGUACAAUAGCGAGCAAAUAUUGUGAUGCAAAGACGCUACGAGCUAUCAUGAAUAGGUAUAACCUGUAUCCUAACGGGAGUGAGCGCGCACGCACUCUACCCACGCGGGCAUGACAUGACUAAAAAUAUUAGGCUGAGAACUAGUUUCUUGAUCUCAUUCUUCAUCUUGAACAAUGUUAGACUUAAAAUGUUGUACUUAGGUCACUGCACUUAGUCUUAGUUAUACUGUGAUGUACUGGGUAAUAAAUAAGAGUUGAGAUGAGUACUUAUCAUUAUCAGUUUUUUUUUGUCUGGUACAACUGCGAGGACAACAAGAAUAAUUGCGAUGUGUUUCAUUACAGUUUAUCGUACGUUCUUCAAGGUGCGCCGUCGUACUUCUGCGUGGUGCAGUGCAUCAGUACCAUCUAGAGAGUACCAUCUGGAAAAAACGCUAAAUUUGAGACUAGCAUGACACGAUUAUGUAUUCCAUUGUUACUGAACAAUUUUUUAUGAUUCUUGAUGUUGUUAUCGAUAUCGUUAUUAUUUCAUUUUGUUGAUCUUUUACGUAGAAUCUAUCAUGAACAAUGACAUUUAUUACGGCGUAAUUAUUGUGGUACCUACUGGGGCACGAUUGACAUUCGUGUAUAUUGUUUUAUUUAGUGUUUUUUCUAGAAAGAUCGAUGAAGAUCUCCAAUAUAGAUUUGUGCAGAGCAUCAGGGAAAUGUAGGGUAAAUGUCGCGGAAGAUAAUACUGAUUUUUUGAGAUGGUCACGGACUAUCAUUCUUCCUUAGUGUGUGGGUUAAACGGGUGAUGUCUGUAUAUAUCUGAGUAGUAGUUCCUACUCAUCAUAACUGCAACAGAAAGGAAUUUGCAUCGCAAGGACUAGAAACUUAUUCAAUCAAGAUUGGCGUGGAAAUGAAAUUUCGCCAGUCACUAGAAAAUUGAUAUAAUGAAGUGGGCCUCUCUGUUAUCUUCCCCGGAAUCGAUAGGAUGAGGCGGAGACACCAUGUCGACGGAAGAGCCGAAAACACCAAGCAUUACAGCGCAAGUUACGGCUUAUGGUGCUCGUGGGGAAGAUUCUAGAGCAAAUUUCGCAGUCUGCUAAGCGUCGCAAUUUUUCCAAGAAUUUGAGGUAAAAAAGAAUUUUCGUGACACAAGUGGUUCGUUGUCCCACCUAAUACUCCUUACGGCUUCUAUGAGCUCUAUGUAUUCUUUCAUGUUGUACGUAGGAGGUAAAAUGAGGUCGUUCAAGUACAUGUUGAGUACCAAGAAUUAUUUGUACGUAGCCAGUUUAACUGUUUUUUUCUUCAUGUAAAGAUUCGAAUUUCAGCACAGGAGGCUGGCAGAAAGGUGUGAUUGAACAGAGAACUUCUACUAAAUAUAUUGUUGAAAAUAAAUAUAAGUGAUGUUUAUGAUGAUAUUUCAAAAUCAAAUUCAAAUAUCGAAUUGAAGAAUCAACAAAAACUGUAGUUCGCGAAAUUUUUGUAUCAGUGGGAUAUGGAGGAAUUUACACAUCGAAGCUUAAAUUCUUGGCUCACCGGAUGAUUGCAACACACAAAUCUUUCUUGAAAGAAUUUAAUCGAAAAAAUUCAUGUAUCUGAUUUACAAAGUCGAGUCUACCACGCG